GUCUACUGUGCUGUACUACUGAGCGGAAAACAACAAACCCUAAUUUCAAUCAUCUUUGGAGGAGCUUUGACCUCGCCCGCCCGCCCGCCCGCCCGCACUCAAGGAGGAACCUCUGGUAAGCCGCGAUUCUACUCGAACUGUUGGAUUUUAGGAACUCGAAAUGGGUGAUGAAUCGUUUAAGAACGGAGAAUUUCAUGAUGCUAGUACUAUAGAAAUUACCAGGGAUGAGGUUUCGUUGAAAAUUACUAAACUCAACGAACGGAUCGCUGAGCUUGGUAAAGAAAAAGGUGAAAUAAUUCAAGAAAAUGAGGCCUGUAAGAGUCAAAUUGAAGAGUUGAAGGCGUCUGCCCAAACGUUGGUCACUGAGAACACAGAGUUGAGGAGGCAGGUUGAGGAAGCCAAAUCUGAAAUCAAUGCAUUGCAAUCUGUGGCAUCCCGUGCUGCAGAGCUUGAAGGUGAAGUGACCAGGUUGCAACAUGAUUUCUUGUCAACAAUGAGCAAUUUGCAGGAAACUUGUGUUGAGUUGUCGGAAAUGAAAGGAGAAUUGGAUGAUUUAAAGGAGAAGGAUAAAUCCAAGGGUGAUCAGUUGCAGGCUAUUGUGAAGGAGAGAAACAUGUUAAUGGAUAAGGUGGAGAAACUGGCAAAUCUGGAAAAAGAGUUGAGGCUUGCAGGCAAGGAUAAGGAUCAAGAAAUCAGAGAGUUGCAGAAUAAGAUUGAGGAAAUGGAAAUGGUUGUGGGAAAGAGCAAGAUUCUGGAGAAGAUUAAUGAUGAUUUGGCAAAGCAAGUUGAAAAAAUAGAGGAGCAUAUCAAUAGUUUAGAUAGUAGUUUGAAAGAGAAAGAUAAGGUCAUUUCAAGCCUGCGCAUGAAGGAAAGAGUAAUCUGGAAUGGUGAUAGCCUCAAUCCUUCAAAGGAUGAUGGGCAUAAGGGAUUAACUGGAGGCUUGAAACACAAGGACAAGCUGGUUGUUGGAGGAUCGACCGUUGCUGCUGUUGCUGCCAUGGGGGUUGCUUGCUAUGUGUAUGCUGCAAAGAAACAUUGAUAUGGAAGCGCUCUUGCUGCGAGAAGUUAUAUGUGCUUUCUAAUUCUGAUGAUAAGGAGUGUCAAUUUUGAUAGGCGCAUUUCUCUGGUUUGUCUGUUCACUUGGUAUGAUAACCUUCUGCUUUCUGUGGCGCAAUAAUGUUUGAUAAUACUCCGUACUAGUUUACUUUGAACUGCAGUUCUUCAAUAUUUGCGAAUAUUAAUCUUGAUGAAGCUUUGAAUGUUGUUUAGAACUUGAGCUCAAUAUUACUGCGUGUAGUUUGUCAUGCAUACCUUUAUUCGAUUCGAUAUGGUGCUUGGAAUUUGAUUC
Andrographis paniculata is the source of this 1348-nucleotide messenger RNA. Its product is annotated as peroxisomal and mitochondrial division factor 2. Lineage: Eukaryota; Viridiplantae; Streptophyta; Magnoliopsida; Lamiales; Acanthaceae. The record is from RefSeq and is a predicted model, not a curated record. The transcript is spliced from 3 exons. The coding region runs from base 161 to 1039 and encodes 292 amino acids.